Messenger RNA from Emys orbicularis (European pond turtle), 1371 nucleotides. RefSeq names its product transforming growth factor beta 3 (gene TGFB3). Gene Ontology annotation, molecular function: cytokine activity; growth factor activity; transforming growth factor beta receptor binding. The record is from RefSeq and is a predicted model, not a curated record. NCBI's taxonomy places the organism in Eukaryota, Metazoa, Chordata, Testudines, Emydidae. Gene Ontology annotation, biological process: transforming growth factor beta receptor signaling pathway; regulation of cell population proliferation. Gene Ontology annotation, cellular component: extracellular region. The transcript has 7 exons. Bases 1 to 1371 code for a protein of 456 amino acids.
AUGCACCUUCUUGCCAAGCCUCAGUCUACAGGAUCUGGGGAGGCUGCACCGAAAGCCCUGCCUGGUCUCCCUAGCCCACUUUCGCUUCCUCUGGGGUCUCUCUCCGUUGUGGCCCCCUCUUUACUCUCGCACAUGAAGAUGCACUUGCAACGGGCUCUGGUGGUCCUCUGCCUGCUGAGCUUUGCCACCGUCAGCCUCUCGCUCUCCUCUUGCACCACCCUAGACCUUGAUCACAUCAAGAAGAAGAGGGUGGAGGCCAUUAGGGGACAGAUCCUGAGCAAAUUGAGGCUCACGAGCCCUCCCGAGAUGGUGGGACCAGCUCAUGUGCCCUACCAGAUCCUGGCCCUGUAUAACAGCACCCGGGAGCUGCUGGAGGAGAUGGAGGAGGAGAAGGAGGAGAGCUGCGCCCAGGACAGUCUCGAGUCUGCAUACUACGCCAAGGAGAUCCACAAAUUUGACAUGAUCCAGGGUCUCCCCGAGCACAAUGAGUUGGGCAUCUGCCCCAAGAGCAUCACCUCCAACGUGUUCCGCUUCAACGUGUCCUCAGCAGAGAAGAACAGCACCAGUCUGUUCCGGGCUGAGUUCCGGGUGCUGCGAGUGCCCAACCCGAGCUCCAAACGCAGCGAGCAGCGCAUCGAGCUCUUCCAGAUCCUCCGGCCUGACGAACACAUAGCAAAGCAGCGGUAUCUCAGUGGCAGGAAUGUGCAAACAAGGGGCUCCGCAGAGUGGCUGUCCUUCGAUGUCACUGAGACUGUGCGUGAGUGGCUCCUGCGCAGAGAGUCCAACCUUGGUCUGGAGAUCAGCAUCCAUUGUCCAUGUCACACCUUUCAGCCCAAUGGGGACAUCUUGGAAAACUUUAACGAGGUGCUGGAGGUCAAGUUCAAAGGCAUCGACAGUGAGGAUGACCAUGGGCGUGGGGACUUGGGGCGGCUGAAGAAGCAGAAGGGCCUUCACAACCCCCACCUGAUUUUGAUGAUGUUACCCCCACAUCGGCUUGAGAGUCCAGCUCUGGGAGGCUACAGGAAGAAACGAGCUCUAGACACCAAUUACUGCUUCCGGAACAUGGAGGAGAACUGCUGUGUGCGUCCUCUCUACAUCGACUUCCGACAGGACCUGGGUUGGAAAUGGGUUCAUGAGCCCAAGGGCUACUUCGCCAACUUCUGCUCAGGCCCUUGCCCAUACCUCCGCAGCGCAGACACAACCCACAGCACGGUGCUGGGCCUGUAUUACACGCUGAAUCCAGAGGCGUCUGCCUCGCCCUGCUGUGUCCCCCAGGACCUGGAGCCCCUCACCAUCCUGUACUAUGUUGGGAGGACCCCCAAAGUGGAGCAGCUCUCCAACAUGGUGGUGAAAUCCUGCAAGUGCAGCUGA